GUGAUGGAAAGCUGCUUUCCAUCGUGACGGAAAGAAAGAACAACAUCAGUUUCAAUGACGGAGAUGUGCUGUUGACCCACACAUCAGGUUAACUCCUCCUGUAUCGAAUACCCAUUCGAAACUUUUGGCCAUGAGAUUCUCUCGAGGAACCUAUGCUUUUAUCGCUACACUGGGUGGGAGUUCCAUGAUGCGAUUGCCAUCCAUUCGAGCACUGCAUCCAACCGUGGUCCCAACCAUGAUGAUGAGACACUCAACACGGGUCUUUCUGUCGUCUUCGUCUUCAUCUUUUCAAGCCCCUGAACCACCAACAUCCAAGGCACAGUCGAUUUUCCCCGACGUGGAUUUGACUGCCAGCAUUACUGAGAGUGCUCGACAACGCAACUCGGAUCCCAAUGCUGUCUUUCUCGUGAACGGUUCCUCACGGGGAAUUGGGUUGCAAAUGGUCAAGUCGCUUGUGGAACGAACACAAGGGACCAUCGUGGCUUGCUGCAGAACUCCAGACGACCCAACAUCGCCAUUGCAACAGUAUCUGCAGUCGCUGUCGCCAACUCUGCAGGAACGCAUUCACACCGUACCACUGGAUUUACAGAAUCAAACGUCGAUUGAUGCCUUGGGGGACUAUUUGAAAACAACCACAACAAUGCACUCCAACAACCGAUUGGAUGGACUUUUCAAUGUCGCUGGUGUUUUAGGCGAUGGAUCCACCACGCCGGGCCCCGAACGAUCCUUGGCCCGACUGGAACGACAGUGGCUGGAACACACCCUGCAAGUCAACUUGGUAGGCCACGUCAUGCUUAUUCAAGCCUUGCAAAGACUGCUCAAAUCCAACAUUCAAAAAGAGGACAGACCCACUUCGGUGAUUGUCAAUCUCAGUGCCCGAGUGGGUUCCAUUGCGGACAAUGAAUUGGGUGGGUGGUAUUCCUAUCGCAUGUCCAAGGCCGCUCUCAAUCAGGCGACACGGACCAUGGCACAUGAACUCAAACGACAAGGGACCUGCGCCAUUGCGGUCCAUCCAGGCACAACCGAUACCGAUCUCAGCAAACCCUUUCAGAAAAAUGUCCGAGCGGAAAAGCUAUUUCCCGUAGACUUUACAGUCGACCAGAUUUUGGACGUGGUGGACCGAAUAGAUGACACUCAUACGGGAGGUCUCUACGAUUGGGCCGGCAAGGCCAUUCCCUUCUAGCAACUAGUAGUAGAAUUGGUCCAUGUACAUGUUGCAUUGAUAUGUAGUAUGCACACGCCUCAAAGUAAUUGGACAGUGGAUCGAGAAGAUUGAAUUGCUCAGUGGUUGGGUUAAUUAUUGUGGGGGAGAUUCAUUCAGACGAGACACCUCGAGCGAGAGAAAGUUGAUCCCAUGGAAAUGUUAGAACCAUGUGAAGCAAGUCCCCGUCUAACUACAUGUUACCGAUAGCUAGCUAGGAAGCCAUGACUUGUUACCUGUUACACUUACUUAGUAAGAUUAUAAUUUAUUCGACAUUUG
Molecule: messenger RNA, 1480 nt
Organism: Seminavis robusta
Lineage: Eukaryota; Bacillariophyta; Bacillariophyceae; Naviculales; Naviculaceae
Source: the annotation of a GenBank genome assembly